This is a messenger RNA of Coccomyxa subellipsoidea C-169, 2208 nucleotides long. RefSeq lists its product as hypothetical. The record is from RefSeq and is a predicted model, not a curated record. The transcript is spliced from 9 exons. Lineage: Eukaryota; Viridiplantae; Chlorophyta; Trebouxiophyceae; Coccomyxaceae. Bases 301 to 1518 code for a protein of 405 amino acids.
GGCACACAAGGUCAAAGGUUUACAAAGCACAAGGCUGAACAGCUGAAAGCCUCAAGAGGUUGCUUAAGGGUGCACUCCAUUCCGCAAAGAAAAGGGCAGGAGGGCUCAAGACAGAGGCCCUCGACCGCCUUCUCGCAUAAGGCCCUCGCUCCACAUAUAGUAUACGCUGCUAAAGAAAGCGGGACAUUUCUACGGUGAACAGCAGCAGCUGCUUAAGACUGGAUAGCAAGGGACCGGCAUACUGCCGUGGCUGGUCUGCUGACGAGCGUCGGAGGGCGCUCAGGGCACGGGCAGGUUGGCAUGGCCCGCAGCAUAGCAGUCCUAUUUGUAGCAUCAGCCCUACUCACACUAUGCCAGGCCUUGCAUCCAGACUUAGCGGCAUCAGCCAGUGAGGGGCCAUCAGAGAGGAGACGGCGGUUGAAGGUGGAAGCAAUUCUGCCAACAGAUCCAGGGGAGGACGGCAUUGCAAUUGGGCUGGAUGGCCAGAUAUACUCUGACACAGCCAUCACCGCAGCCUAUGCCGCAGUCGGGCAGCUGGGCCCAAUCAGCCCCAAAGUGGCCAUCUGCCAUUUCCCUCCCCAAGAGCGCGCCCAAUUCCAGGUGAAGUACCUCCAGGUCAUUCCUCUGGUGGCGGCCCAGCUCAUAAAGAAGGGUGACUUCCUGGCGCCUUCCUAUCCUGACAAGCGCUACGGCUACGGCUGCGUGCUGUACGACCAUGUCUGCGACUUCUCCACAGAGGAGCCGUGCAACCUGGGGGGCACGUGCCAGACAAACAACACCUGCUUCUGCGACAACAGCUUCAAGACUUGCCAGCCGCGCGAUAAGACCAACGGCUGUGAGACCAACAUCGGCAGCGACGUCAACAACUGCGGCGACUGCGGCGUGACGUGCGGGGCGGGGCAGACGUGCUGCAAUGGCCUGUGCGCGGAUCUGACCAACGACCCGGCCAACUGCGGCGCGUGCGGCUUCAAAUGCGCGACCAUCCCCGGCGUGCAAACCGCCACCUGCCAGAACAGCGUGUGCACGGUGACGUGCACGAAGCCCAACCCGCCCGUGCAGGCGUGCGCGACCAACUCGGGCCCCUUCUGCGCCAACCUGCAGACCGAUCCCAACUUCUGCGGCGCCUGCAACACGACGUGCCCAUCGGACGCCAAUGCGCGCGGCACUCGCUCAUGCACGGCCGGGGUCUGCGGCAUCACCUGCGACCGCAACUUCCCCGACCAGUGCGGCGACCCCUCCCAGGGCUUCUCCCUCUGCGUCAACACUAAGUCCUCCAUCACAAACUGCGGCAGUUGCGGCAACGUGUGCCCGACGGACCCAUCGGCCAUCACCAUCUGCAAUAUCGGCACCUGCAUCUUCUCCUGCACCGGCGGCACAACGCAGUGCGGCACCAUCGCAUCGCCCUUCUGCGUCGACACCACCAACGACAACCUCAACUGCGGGUCCUGCGGGUUUGUGUGCCAGAACGGCUUCUCCUGCGUUUCCAGCGUCUGCUCUAACACCAACUUCGGCAAGUGAGUGCCAGACAUGCAUGCGCUGGGAAGCCCCUUCUUGGAUAUGUCCAAGGAACUGGAGUUCGGACUGCAUCGGCGCUGCCGAGGCGCGCAUGCGCAUGCUUGGCCGGGAGCCUGUUCUGGCAGGAAGCGUGUUGCAGUAGCGCGGCGUACUUCUGCCAAGAAGGGUGCACGAUGAAUGUGGCUCAUGAAAAUACCUGAGGCUAUAGAGCGCCUGCCAUCCUGUCUUUGGGCAUGUGCAAGCUUUGCAUGCAAGGACAUUGGAGGGGCGAGACUGAUACAGGAUGACUCCUGUCUUGCAUGCAUGCUGCCACAGAUAGGGUGGAAAGAAAAUAAGAGCCCAUUCUUCUGGAUGUCCGAGUCAGCAGAUCAAGUGAGAUCUUUGGGAACAGUGCUGAUGGGCAAUGUUGGGCGUCAAAUUUGCACAAAGAAAGCUUAUGUGGAAAAUAAAAUUUUUACCUGUGCAAUUUGAUGGUAUCACGGCAGUGCCCUCACACACUGAUGCAGCAUGCAGAAAGGACAUGUUGCGGGAAGUCAUAAAUUUACCAUUAACAGGUGGUGUCAGCAGGAGACGCAUGCACUGUACUCGACCUAAUACUGGCUUAUUAGUACUGUCUGGCAUUAGGAUAAAAUAAACAGCAAAUCCAGAAAGAGGAUGUAAACACGAAUUCAAUUGUAAGAAUGCCCACCAGAC